UUAAAGUCGAAUUUUGGAAUUAUCGUCUAAUUAAAAAAAAAAAAAAUUAAAAUUUAUAAUUUUAAAAUUACUAAAAUUGUUAAAAGCUUUUUAGACACGCUUAGAAAAAUUUUAAAACUAAAGCACGUGUUUUAUUGUAUGGGUCACGGUGCUCUUAAAAUAUUUAGUUCUUUUAAUGAAGAUGUAGACAAAAUUAAAUAUGAAGAUCUAAUUAAAAAAUUUGAAAAAUAUUUUCUUCCAAAAAUAAAUCUAGCUAUUGAAAGGCAUAAAUUCUUCACAUGUGCGCAAAAACCAACGGAAUCUAUUGAGGAUUUUAUUACGGGAUUAAAAAAUUUAAGUCUUAACUGUGAAUUUGGCACCUUACGUGAAAGUUUAGUUCGAGAUAUAUUUGUAUGUGGCCUUAGUCAACAAAAUAUUCAAAUAAAGGAAAAAUUAUUAAGCGAAGGAAAUAUUAGUUUAGACAAAGCCGUCGAAAUUGCUAAAAGCACCGUACUAACUAGAGUUCACUCAAGGCAAAUCCAAAGCAAUUCAUCAGACUCUCUUUUUGUGGGUGCAGUACAAAAUAUGAAAUUUAAAAAUUCUACUCAAACCAAUAAGUCAUACAAUAAAAAACCAGUCAACAAUUUUUUUAGUCAGUCAACCAAACAAAUUAAAGGUAAACAGAAAAUAUUUGUUCGAAGUGUGGUCAACUUCACCGAUUUCGAUGUCCAGCUAUAGGUAUGGUAUGCCAUAAAUGCAAGAAAAAAAAUCAUCUUGCUUCAAUGUGCAAAUCAAGUCAAAUAAGAA
This is a messenger RNA of Condylostylus longicornis, 786 nucleotides long. RefSeq lists its product as uncharacterized. The transcript is spliced from 2 exons. The coding region runs from base 139 to 717 and encodes 192 amino acids. The record is from RefSeq and is a predicted model, not a curated record. NCBI's taxonomy places the organism in Eukaryota, Metazoa, Arthropoda, Insecta, Diptera, Dolichopodidae.